GUUUCAUCAACUCAACCAUGACCAUCAUAGAAUACGAGGGUCCUGUGCUCGCGGCGUUGCUCGCUGCAGCAUUUUCCUGGGUCGGGCGCCUUGCUUUGCCCCAGAUGCAAGCCCUCUUCGUGGCGCUGUGGAAGGAGUGCCCGACAGCUAACGAUGGGUCCUCGGAAAUCCACCUUAUAGCACAGGCAGAACGUCUAGUUUGCGCAGCGACAUCCCUCGUGAACGCUAUCCCAAGACCUGCACUCACGUAUUUCUUCACCUCUGUCGCCGCCCCGCUCGUUUUGUUCCCCAUCCUCGAGUCUACUCGGCCGGGCGUCCCUGCGCACCUCUCCCGCCCUGUUGUUGCCUUAUUGUUCUCCCACGUCCUCCUACUCCCGCUCUCGAUACCUCUCCAUGCCCUGCUCUUCCUCAUGCGCAGCCGGUCCUCUCCUCCAGCUCCGCUCGCGCAGGCCCACGCCGAAUCCGCCGUCUUCGGCUUCCUCAUCGGCCCCGCGGUGCUCUCCGGCGCCAUGCUCGCGCUCGACGACCCGGGCGUAACCGCCGUCUGGCAGUUCGCAGGCUUCGUGAGCGCGGGCGCGCACUACGCGCACCUCCUCGCGCGAAGGGCGACGGAGUCGGGGUAUGAGCUUGUCAGGGGUGCGCUACUGGCAGUGUUCAUGCUCUCGUCGUCCUCGCACAUCGCGCUGGCGGCGGAGGUGCUGGGGGAUCCGGGAAAGGUUGCGGACGUGGUGCUGCCGACCUUCGGGGUGACGCUGGAGGAGCGGGCGCUGGAUGCGCUCAAGUGGACGGGGAUUGUUGGGGUGGGCUCGACGGUGCUUGCGACGCUCUCGUUCGCGGACACUUGGCAGCAGUUGCUUGGGCUUCUCGGGUGGUAUGUCUUCGCGCCGCCUUUCGCGGGUCCAGCAGCUGCUAUCACGGGUACGCUGCUCUGGCGCGAAUCGCGUACGCACCCGGCCCAAGUCGUCGCUCCUACUCUGGACAAGCUGGCAGUCGCAGAGCAACCUCAAGGCGACUCGGAUGCACUCGUGCCGUCCACAAAACCCGCGAUAGAUCUCGAGCCGAGAUUCGAGUUCUAGCAGUCAGGAUCUACAAUAACAUGCCUGAGAGAGAAAUAUGAUACAGGGUGUUCAGAUAGCAAUGUCACAGCCAAAUAGAAUGCGAGAAUAAGGGGCAAGGGAGGUCGGAGGGGGUGCUUGCGCGUCAACGUCUGCCCUUCCCGUUGGCCUUGCCGUUGACAGGUGCCUUCUUCUUUGCACCACCGUUGACCGCCUUUUUCUUUGGCCUGUCGUCGUCCGAGUCCGGCACGUUCUCUGCGCGCUUCUUGUCCG
Messenger RNA from Schizophyllum commune H4-8, 1328 nucleotides. RefSeq lists its product as uncharacterized. The record is from RefSeq and is a predicted model, not a curated record. The transcript has 3 exons. The coding region runs from base 18 to 1076 and encodes 352 amino acids. Lineage: Eukaryota; Fungi; Basidiomycota; Agaricomycetes; Agaricales; Schizophyllaceae.